UACACCAGCAAGCAGCGUGCCGCAGUUCGCCGCAUUCCGUAUUCCGUAUUCCCGUGGUCCGUAUUCCGUGAGCGCUUUCAGUCGCUGAUUUGACCGCCAAACAAACGCAACGCAGGCAGCUCUCGGCUGAUAAAGAAAGCGUCCGCAAAGAAAAAUACAAAAAAAAAAAUAAUAAUAAAUAAAUAAAGAAAGAAAGCAGGCCAAAACGCGCUCUCGGUUCACUGACAACAACAACAACAACAAUAGCCGCAACAAUAAUAAUAAAAGCAACAACAAAUAUACAAAGCAAUUACAUGUAGUCGAAAUAAGCAAAAGUAAGACGAACUGCGCAACAAAAAAGUUGCCUCUAAAAAGCAAUAGCAGUCAAGUGCAAAAAAUAAAAAAAGGAAACUAUCAACCAAAAGGAGCAAAAGCAACCACAAAAGCAGCCACAACCAGGAGAGCAAAAACAACAAGAACAACAUGGGAAAAAAGAGCUCCAAGUUGAAACAGGAUACCAUUGAUCGCUUAACAACAGACACAUACUUCACAGAGAAAGAAAUACGUCAAUGGCACAAAGGAUUCCUGAAAGACUGUCCCAACGGCCUGCUCACAGAGCAAGGCUUCAUCAAAAUCUACAAACAAUUCUUUCCACAAGGCGAUCCAAGUAAAUUCGCCUCGCUCGUCUUUCGUGUCUUCGAUGAGAACAAUGAUGGCUCCAUAGAGUUUGAGGAGUUCAUACGCGCCUUAUCCGUUACAUCGAAGGGCAACCUGGACGAAAAACUGCAGUGGGCCUUCCGUCUUUAUGAUGUGGACAAUGAUGGUUACAUAACGCGAGAGGAGAUGUACAACAUCGUGGAUGCGAUCUAUCAGAUGGUGGGCCAGCAACCGCAGUCGGAGGACGAGAAUACGCCGCAGAAACGAGUGGAUAAGAUCUUCGAUCAGAUGGAUAAGAAUCACGAUGGAAAAUUAACAUUAGAAGAAUUUCGUGAGGGUAGUAAAGCUGAUCCACGUAUAGUUCAGGCGUUAAGUUUAGGUGGUGGUUAAAUCGAUUAACAAAUGCCCGAUUAACGAUAACAGAUCCAAAUCCAAUUCAAACAAAAAUAUUGAAAAACAGAAAACUAAAGCGUGCAAUAAACCGAAAUUGAAACCGUAAACAUUUUUGAACAACAAAACAAAAAAAAAAAAAAA
Messenger RNA from Drosophila serrata, 1170 nucleotides. RefSeq names its product frequenin-1. NCBI's taxonomy places the organism in Eukaryota, Metazoa, Arthropoda, Insecta, Diptera, Drosophilidae. The record is from RefSeq and is a predicted model, not a curated record. Gene Ontology annotation, molecular function: calcium ion binding; calcium sensitive guanylate cyclase activator activity.